UUCCAAUGUCGCAAUCAAACCCUUUGCCAGCCAACCUCUAUAAAUAUCCGAGCCCAACCGGUGAAAUGAAUUUCGACAUCUUCUCCUAAUCCUUCACCCACGCCCUUUCUUAUACUGCGCACACGCUCCUAACAUACGCCACCAUGCCCGUCGACACCCUUUCCCGAAACCCGGCGCAGAAAAAACGUUCUCCGAAAAACCCCGAGACGAAAUGGAGAACCGUUUCCCAGGAGAGAAUCUACGGCCAGAAACUGCUGGAAGCGCUGAAAUCCACCAAGAACUCAUCGCAGCCGUCUAACCUCGCUCCAUCCCGCGCGAUCAAGGAGGCGGCCGAUUCCGCUCUGGCCUUGACCGCGAAAGGCCAGACCCGGUGGAGCAGGGCGAUUCUCUCGAGCCGAUGGCGGAAGCGUAAAUUGUGGCUGAAAGCGGGUGGAAAGAUAAGGCGGUGCUCCUCGACCCGUCCGCGGAUAGGAAAACCGGCUCCCGUUCCAGCUCCAUCUCAGCCGAAGAAGGAAGAGAAGGUGGAAGACCGGCUACGGAUCCUCGCGCGAUUGGUUCCGGGCUGCCGGAAGGUAUCGACGCCGAGUCUUCUAGAAGAAGCGGCGGAUUACGUGGCAGCGCUGGAGAUGCAGGUGAAGGCCAUGCGCACGUUAGCCGAUCUUCUUGCGGCCACGAGCCUGAGUCCCGCUGCAGAGGAGAGCUGACGCUUCAACGUUUUUUUUGUCUUCUUGGGGAAAGGCGAGGGUGAAAUUGUUAAUAAUUAUGAGGGUAUUAUUGUAAAUUCUUAAAAUUGUAUAUGCUUCGUUGGUUUUUUCCGACUACCACAACGGCGUCUGAUUGCAUACCCGUCUCGAUUUUUCUCUCUCCUCUGGAAUUAAUUUCGAAUAAAUCGGUAAUUUAAUUGGUUCCUUAAGGGUA
Magnolia sinica is the source of this 918-nucleotide messenger RNA. Its product is annotated as transcription factor bHLH149-like. The coding region runs from base 144 to 704 and encodes 186 amino acids. Gene Ontology annotation, biological process: regulation of DNA-templated transcription. The transcript has a single exon. The record is from RefSeq and is a predicted model, not a curated record. NCBI's taxonomy places the organism in Eukaryota, Viridiplantae, Streptophyta, Magnoliopsida, Magnoliales, Magnoliaceae. Gene Ontology annotation, molecular function: protein dimerization activity.